AUGGAUGCUUGUCACUUAUUACUUGGAAGACCAUGGGUGUAUGAUAUGUGUGCUAAAUAUGAUGAAAACCUUAACAUAUAUUCUUUUACAAAGGAUGAACGUAAGAUUAUUUUAGUACCAUUGAAUCUCGAAGAAGUUGCUAAAUAUCUUAAGCCCAAGGAUGAUUCUUUUGUGACAAAAUUACAAACAAUUGGUCCAAUCAAUAGAGAAAAGUCUUUGAAUGUUGGUAUUACUAUGGAAGAGCACAAGGAGGAGGAGCAUGCACUAGAUCCACAAGUUGAGGAUUUACCUAUGAAGCUUGAUAAUGAUACGUUGGAGCAUCCCAUAUAUGAGCUUAACUUUCCAAAAAAUAGAGAUGCUCAACAUAAUAUUGAUUUGAUUGUUGAUUCUAUCAUUCCAAGAGAGGCAACAUAUUUCGUUAAUGCAAAGUCUAGUCUAACGUUACUUGAUUAUUGCUCAGAUCUCAGGAACUCCAGUAUAGUGAAGCCCAGAAUCACCGGGCACUUUGAGCUGAAACUGAGCAUGAUCCAGUUGCUUCAUGCAAACGGGCAAUUUAUGGGUCUUCCACACGAGGAUCCACAACAACAUAUUCUGAACUUUUUGGAGAUUAGUGAUACUUAUAUCACUAACGGGGUCACUCCAGAUUAUGUGAGGCUCACACUUUUUCCAUUCUCUCUGUUGGGCGAGGCUAAGCGAUGGCUAAAGGCAGAACCAGCUAAUUCCAUUACAUCAUGGAAUGAUUUGGCAAGAAAAUUUCUUGCAAGGUUCUUUCCUUCAGGCAAAACUGUAAAGAUCAGAAGUGAGAUAGUGGCCUUCAAACAGAAAGCGGGAGAAUCUUUAUACUCAGCUAAGGAAAGCAAUCCGGAUUGGCAAGGAGAGAUGGGCAGACACACAGUGCAAAAGUCUGCAGGGGUUCUUGAGUUAGAUGUCGUCUCAGCAUUAUCAGCGCAGAUUUCUACACUGACCAAUCAAGUCAACCAGAUGAACUUGAGUAUCAACAAGCAACAAGCCCAACCACUGCAACAAGUUCAAAUAUUUUGUGAAGUAUGUGGAGAGGGUCACAUAAGCAAUCUAUGCCUAGCAAAUCCAGAGUCUGUAUAUUUUGUGGGUAAUGCAAAUCGAGGCCAAACAAAUCAGUAUGGGGACACUUACAAUCCCAACUGGAGGAACUACCCAAACUUCUCUUGGGGUGGAAACCAGGGCACUCAGAAUCAAUACAGGCCUCAAGCACCUCAACAACAAUAUAGACCACCUCAGGUUGAACAACAAGCGAGUCCUACAAGUCACCUUGAAGACAUGUUGAAAAAAAUGAUGGCUGAACAGCAAGCCCUCGCCACAACAGUGAGAAAUUUGGAGCAUCAAAUGGGACAGCUUGCCAGUGCUCAAAACACUAGACCAGCUGGAGCUCUUCCAAGUGAUACUGAGCCCAAUCCUAAAGCUCAAGUCAAUGCGGUUACCUUGAUAAAUGGAAGAGCACUAGAAGAAGUUCCAAAGAAAAAGAAGAAUACAGAUCAUCCUGAAGGAGAAUUAGCUCCCAAGCCAGUUGAGGGGAAUGAGAAAGAUGAUAAAGGACCCAAGCCAGUAAUUGAGACUAGGCCACCACCUCCGUUUCCACAAAGACUGCAGAAGCAAAAAGAUGAUGUCAAGUACAAGAAAUUCCUCGAUAUUUUGAGCCAAGUGAGCGUGAAUCUGCCUUUGGUGGAAAUUUUGCAGGAAGUGCCUAAGUAUGCAAGUGCCAGAGUUCAGAGUAAACUUCCUUCUAAGUUUAAGGAUCCUGGGAGUUUCACAAUUCCUUUGUCUCUUGGAAAACAAGAAGUUGGUAAAGCCUUAUGUGAUUUAAGGGCCAGUAUAAAUUUGAUGUCAUCCUCUUUGUUCAAGCAACUAGGAUUGGGGGCGCUUAGACCUACUACAAUCACUUUACAGCUAGCAGAUAGGUCACUAGUUAUGCCCAAAGGAAUUAUUGAGGAUGUGUUAGUUCGAGUGGGAAAGUUUAUUCUUCCUGCUGAUUUUAUUGUUCUUGAUUACGAGGCAGAUGAGUAA
This is a messenger RNA of Nicotiana tabacum (common tobacco), 2040 nucleotides long. The record is from RefSeq and is a predicted model, not a curated record. Lineage: Eukaryota; Viridiplantae; Streptophyta; Magnoliopsida; Solanales; Solanaceae.